This is a messenger RNA of Belonocnema kinseyi, 1936 nucleotides long. RefSeq names its product protein Hook homolog 3-like. Lineage: Eukaryota; Metazoa; Arthropoda; Insecta; Hymenoptera; Cynipidae. Bases 216 to 1796 code for a protein of 526 amino acids. The transcript is spliced from 6 exons. The record is from RefSeq and is a predicted model, not a curated record.
GAUAGAUAGUGCUGAUUGUAUAGAAUCCUAAUUUAAAAUCUAAAAGUUAAACUUCACAGAGCAGUUUCUUUUGUUUCCAAACCCCAGGACCAAAUAUAUUGGUUAUAAUUUAUAAUUGUUACAAUAAUUUUACGAACGAAAGGGAGGCAUAAAGUAUUUUAUUUCGUAAAAUGAGAUAUUUUUAGAGAAGUUUAUAAAGAAGAUUUUUAAGGUGAAUGACAGGCGACAAAUGGGGCAUGAAGGGGGCAUGUAAGGGUAGAAAAGUCAUGUCAAAACUGAAGGAACGAGAUGAACAAGAAGCUUUAAAAUUGGACGAAAAUUUUAAAGAAAUAUUGUCAAGAGUUCGGCCUUACAUUGUGAAUUUAACUUCUAAAGAAGAUGCACAAUUUUGCAAAGUUUGGCUAGAAAAGCUCAGUACGAUUUCAACGCAAAGAAAACUUAGAAAUGAAUAUUUGUUGGAAUUAUAUCGGCAGCUCAGCCUUGGUCGAAUUGAAAGUACAUUUCGCAAACCACCACCUGGUGGAAUUUUAAUUCCAUUGCCUGUUUCCUAUCAGGUCGAAAAUAUUAGUUCAUCAUGCACCGAAGUCACAGAUUGGGGUUCCACUUCCUGUUCUAUGGUGAAAAAACCAAAUGCAAGAAACGAUUUUCGAAAAUAUUCAAAAAGCAAAGCAUCUUUGAGAAGAAGAGAUACUGAUUCGACUGAUCCUUCUUUCAGUUUUAUUGAGGACGAUAAAUUGGAUAAAAGUCAAUUACAGUUGUAUAGACAAAGAAUAGAAGCAUUGACUGUUAUUGUCAAGGAAUUGCAAAUCCAGAAUGAAAGGCUUAACAAAGAAAUACUACAAUGCCAAGAAAAAUGUUCUGUUGAGACUCCUUGCUUAAAAGCUAAUAUUAGGCAGUUGAAUUCGGAAAUUGCUAUUCUCAAAGCAAAACUAGUUGAGGUUCAACAAAUGAAAGAAGUACUGGAAGUAAAUCACAAGGAAAUAGUUCAGCAAUAUAAAAUUACAAUGACGGAUCAAUUUAAUAAAUUAAAAGCCCGAUUGCAAGAAGCGCAAAGCAAGAAUAUUGUUCUGGAUGAUAAUAUACUGUCAAUCACUCAGAAGCUUGAAGAAGUCACUCGUGAGAAGGACGAAAAGGUGAAAAUGGUGGAAAAAGAGUGGUCGAAAAAAUACGAAGAUACUCAUAAAGAUUACGAGUCACUCUUGCAAAAUAAAGAAAAAGAACUUCAAAUUAAAAAUGAAGUCAUCAGUCAAAAGGAGGCAGAACUGGCUCAAAAGGACCACGUGAAAAGGGAAGAAAUGGUAUCCUUGAUUAAUCAGAUCAAAGAGUUAGAGAUCAAACUAGAAGCAAAAAUUGAGGAUGAGGAAAAAUUGCAGGAUAUGUUAGUUAAGCAAUGUGCCCUGAUGAAGGAAGAGUUUGCAAAAAUGAGGGAUGAUAUUGAAUUCGCGUCUCAAAAACAGAACGAAGGUUUGAUAAAUAAAGUUGAAGCACUGAAAAAGAAUGUUUUGAAAUUAGAAAAAUCGAAGGCGAAACUUGCUUAUGAUUAUGAGAAAAGAAUUUCUCAAAUUCUGAAGAGUAAAGAGUUGGAAUUAAAAACUCUGCAGUUUCAACUUCAGGGCCAUCGAAGCGAAUUGUCAAUAUCUCUGAGUGCUGAGAAGCAAAACGAAUGGGAUUCUCUUGUCAAUAUGUUGGAGGAAAGAUACAAAGCACUUUUGACAGCCGUUGAUGUUUCGGCGGAUAAUCAACGACAAAAUUAUAUCAGGGUACAACGCAUUGUACAAUUACUAAGCAAGGUUUAGAAUAAUUAAAAAGUUGGAUGUAGCAGUAAUUCUUUUAUAAAUGAGAAGGAUAACGAAUUUAGAACGCCAAGUAUCGCAGUUAAAGAACACUCUCGUUGAACGAGGAGAAUACGCAUAAUUUUUUGUAAUUUAGUGACUUU